Messenger RNA from Aedes aegypti (yellow fever mosquito), 2065 nucleotides. RefSeq names its product protein unc-119 homolog (gene unc-119). Gene Ontology annotation, cellular component: cilium. Gene Ontology annotation, molecular function: lipid binding. The coding region runs from base 195 to 950 and encodes 251 amino acids. The record is from RefSeq and is a predicted model, not a curated record. Gene Ontology annotation, biological process: lipoprotein transport; cilium assembly; nervous system development. NCBI's taxonomy places the organism in Eukaryota, Metazoa, Arthropoda, Insecta, Diptera, Culicidae. The transcript is spliced from 3 exons.
GCGUGAAGAAAAAACAAACAAAAAGUGACAUUCGCGUUUUUCGUUCACCACAGUCGCGAUUCGUGAAAAAAGGACACGGAAUGUUCUAACAAGGGGACCGAAAUUUGUGAAAUAAUCCGCGAAAAUACUCGAAUAGCAAUUGAACUUGUAGAUCAAUCGAUUCCUCGCUUUGGAUUUAUUUGUUUGCGUGAAGAAUGAGUGUGGUUGGUAAGAAGUUAUCCGCGAUUACGACGGCUACCUCAGCUGGGGCAGCAUCUGGUGAUAGUUCUGGGAGCGGAGCGCCACCCACUAGUAGUAAUCCGCCCCAUCCGAAGGGGAUCACUCCGGAGUAUGUGCUGAAGUUGAACAAAAUCACCGACGAUUAUCUGUGCUCACCGGAUGCGAACAUUUACGACAUCGAUUUUACCCGGUUCAAAAUUCGGGACAUGGAAAGUGGAGCAGUGCUCUUCGAAAUUGCCAAACCGUCCGCGAGUGAAACGGGCCACAGUUCCGAAAACAACAGUUCCACUGCACCAGCAGUUGAGGGAGGUAAUGCCACUAGCAGUGCAAUUGGUAACGAGGACCAUGCCAACGAGGAAGAGGAAGCCCUGGAACCGAAUGCAGGGCGAUACGUCCGAUAUCAGUUUACGCCACAGUUCCUGAAGCUGAAAACCGUCGGAGCCACAGUCGAGUUCACUGUUGGCAGCAAAUGUGUGAAAAAUUUCCGAAUGAUCGAACGGCACUUCUUUCAGGACCAACUCCUGAAAACGUUCGAUUUUGAGUUCGGAUAUUGCAUCCCGUACUCGAAGAACACCUGUGAACAUAUUUACGAAUUUCCCACCAUCCCACCGGAUCUAGUAAACGAAAUGAUCAUGAAUCCGUUUGAGACGCGCUCGGAUAGCUUCUACUUUGUCGAUAACUGUCUGGUGAUGCAUAACAAGGCAGACUACGCGUACAACGGAGGACUUUGAGCUUAAUCAACAGAAAAGUUACACAACUCGAAAAAAUAAUUAUCGAAGUAUAUUUUCUACAUCUGAAUGGUUUAUUAAUAUUAGACACUUGAAACACUAUUUCUAACGAAGGAAUAGUGGGCAAUGAAUUAAAAUGAUCGAUGGAAGACGAUUAGGUAAACGAUGUUCAAAACAAUUUUAGAAUGCUAGAUCACAAGAUAUAAUCUUAUCCAAUAGAACAUGAACAAAAGCGUAUGCUUGUGAGAAGAAAAAAAGAAUCGUCUAAUGUUAAGAUAGUCUCAAUGAAAUUUUGUUGUCUACAGGAAUGAAACAAAAAAAAAUAUGAAAACUAAUCAAAUCACCUUUCUUGCCUUAAUGAUUUGUUGUCACUAAUUAGGAAUAACGUUCCCAUUACACAAAAAAAAAGAAUAAGUAGUCCAAAAAAAAACCAAAAGCAAAUAUGUAUAGCUUCGCAGUGUUUAAUGAGCCAUUUAAUUUCUCCUCAGUUUUCGAUCAGCCGCUGAAAGUGGCAUAAGGUAGAAGAAGAUACCGAACAAUGAAAGUAGGCUAAAAGGCAAACAUCCUCAUAGCAUAUUGCCAUUCCUCGCCAAGGACGUUUUUCCUAUGCAACUAUAGGAUGAUGUGGGAGGAGGGUCUCAGCCGGUGGAAAGCGUGGGGUGGGAAAAUGUGCAUUUGAACUGGAAGUAGUACUCAACGUUUGAAGAGGGAGAAGGUCUAAAGAGGAGCUUAAACAAAAAGCAACACAGCUAAACGGAGUACUCAUUGAUUGCUACAGUUUAUUUUCUUUUGUCUCGCUAUUUCCCCAAAUAUUAGAGACCGGCGAAAGUGGGGAUAAUGGUUUCAAAUGCAUUCGGCUAGCGUUUCGCAUAUCUUUUCGACGUUUCGGGUGUAUAUUGCAAUAUAUUUAAUGGGAAAAAUUUGACUAGCUGAAAAAAGUGUCCGAAAGUGAUAUACGUGCUGUAAGGACGCCAUUCACCGCUCAUUUAACAGCAUUUCAACACAUUAAAUUCUGUCAAAAAUCGGUUUUUUCGAUAUUUUUCGCAACUUUUUGCGCUUGACACAAGAUAAAACAUUUGUUUUUGUAGGAAAGAAGUUGAAAUGUGAACAACGUAUAA